Molecule: messenger RNA, 2343 nt
Organism: Bactrocera dorsalis (oriental fruit fly)
Lineage: Eukaryota; Metazoa; Arthropoda; Insecta; Diptera; Tephritidae
Product: BUD13 homolog
Exons: 2
Coding region: 102-2168 (688 amino acids)
Biological process (GO): mRNA splicing, via spliceosome
Cellular component (GO): RES complex; U2-type spliceosomal complex
Molecular function (GO): RNA binding
Source: RefSeq, a predicted model, not a curated record
UAUCGAGCGGAUAAAAUUCAGCAAACCAGCUGUUUGUUUGUUACUUCAAAACGUUUUAUUUAUUAAUAAAAUAAAUUUAUUAUUCGUAUAUACAACAAAUUAUGUCCUCACAUGCGGCUACGAAGAUUGAUCAAAAAGAAUAUUUAAAAAAAUAUUUGUCCGGCGAUAAAGUGAAGAAGAAAAAGAAGGACAAGAAGCAUAAGAAGGAGUUUGGCGCCGCUAAAGUGAAAAUCAUUGAUGACGAUGUCGCUUAUAAUCAAACGCAAGAGGAAUUCGAUGAGGAACUUAUUUUAGGCGGUGAAGAUGCGCCACAAAUUGUUGGUGAAUAUAUAGAAGAAGUUAGCAGUGCUGCAAAUGCGCCCAAAUGGCGCAGCAUUGUUGUGAAGGAUGAGCCUGUUGAAGAAAAUGUAAGCAAUUUUAAUAGUAAGCCACAAGAGGAUUUGUGGGGUCCGAAACAAAUAAAACGUAAAAUAAAGGAUGAAUUUUCACCGCCACGUCGUGAUAAAAAUAUAGACUUACAUCAGAGUACACCGGACAAUUCACCUCAAAGGCGAAAAGAUAGCGAUAAGGCGUCACGUAAGCAUAGAAGAAAUAAUACAUCGCCGGAUGAAAGUGGAUCUAGGAGAAAACGGCAUUCCCCACAUUGUCGAAUAGACAAAGACAGAAGAUAUUCAUCGGAUCAAAGCCCACCAAGAAAAACAGAAAACAUAUCGAAACAGGCGCACAGAAGUAGAAAUCAACGCACACCCGACAAUAGUCCACCUAGAAGAUGCAAUCGAAAUGAUGAUCAAAGUCCGCAGAGACGGCGUAAAGGUACUCCUGAUAAAAGUCCUCCAAGAAGACGUAAGUCCACUCCUGACAUUAGUCCUCAGAGAAGACGGAAAGGCACUCCUGAUAAAAGUCCACCGAGAAGAGAUAAUCGAAUUAAAGAAACAUUUAAUGGACGUCAACAUUCAGACCAAAGCCAUAAGAGAAACAAUUUCUCAGUUGGAUAUCGCCCAAAUUCGAGAAGAAGUCGAUCACCACAAAAAGUCUCGUCCAAAGGAAAGUAUGGUUCACCUUAUAGAGAAAUAAAUCGAUCUAAUCGAAAGCAUGUGGAUAGAUCUUCCAGUUCUGACCAAAGCCCGCCUAGAAAAGAAACCAAAAAACUCACAAAAAGUCGAAAAAGUAGAAGUAGAAGCGUUGAUUUGAGCCCACAGCGUCGUAAUAAGCGGAAUUCAUCCUCUGAUCAGUCCCCACCAAGGCGAAAGGAUUUACAAAAAAGUAGAAAGCGAAGUAUUUCACCUACUAAGAGAAACGGAAGAAAUUCAAGUGAUCAAUCGCCUCCAAGACGUUACGAUGGUAAGCGCCAAAAAAGCUUUUCACCACCUCGUAUAAAACGUGAAAAAGUUUCGCCAAAACAAUCACCAUCAAGAGUACGUCAAGUUGCUGUGAAAAAAGAGCGCUCAUCUUCGCCGCCACAAAAACAUAGUCGGUGGUCUAAGAUAGAACAGAGAGCUAGCGAAUCUCCACCACCUACACAUAAGCCAAAAGCAACUAAAACGCUUGAUGGUAAGAAAGCUGGUCUGCAAGAUGCAAAAGCACUAACACAUGAAACGGAAGAACGUCGCCGCAGAGAGGAACGCAUGUACAAUGAAAUGUCUAAAGAAGUAUCUGGCCGGGAUGCUGAGGUGCGGGUACGUAGCACGGGACGAAAGGGACAACGUGCACGUGACGCUGAGGCAGAAGACCCUGAGGUGCGGAGACGAAAAGAAGAACAUGAGCGCAAGAAAAAAGAGAAAUAUGAUCGUUGGGGCAAAGGUUUGAAGCAAGUUGAAGAGUAUCGACAACGGACUGAAGCUGAGAACUACGAAGGUAGUAAACCCUUGGCGCGCUAUGAGAACGACAAAGAUUUGGAUAAUUUUCUACGAGACCAAGAGCGCGCUGAAGAUCCAAUGUUGGAGUAUAUGCGAAAGAAGAAAAAGGAGCGUCAAAAGGAGGAGGGAUCUUUGGCCGAAAUACCCAAGUACAAAGGCUCCUAUCCAGAAAAUCGUUUCGGUAUACGUCCCGGUUAUAGGUGGGAUGGCGUUGACAGGUCGAAUGGUUUUGAAAAGAAAUGGUUUGAUGUACAAAAUGAGAAACGUGCGCUUCAAGUAGAAGCAUAUCUUUACAGUGUGGAGGACAUGUGAAGUGUGACGUUUGCGGGGCAAUAUAAUUCUGGCAUCAAAGACCAAGAUUCAGUAAAGUGGACAUUCCAUAUUGCUGUUUUAAACUUAUAUUUCUUAAAUGCAAAAAAUAAAAACAAAAUAUUUGAGAAUAAAAUUAUUUAUUGCGCAAAUACAUCUACUGCCGUUAUAUGUAAAA